AUGAUUAUUGUCACUUAUGUUACUUAUAAAUUCAACAUCAACGGGUAUCAUACAAAAACUAUCCAAGAGAAGCGGGGUCUCAGGCAAGGGGACCCUAUCUCCCCUCUAUUAUUUGUUAUACUAAUGGAAUAUCUCAACAGGUGCUUUCAAAAAAUGCAGAAGAAUCCCAAUUUCAACCAUCACGCUAAGUAUGAGAAGUUACAUAUUACUAAUCUCUCCUUUGUAGAUGAUUUACUUCUUUUUUCUAUAGGAGAUUGUAUGUCGGUGGAGCUGAUUAUGGAGGCUUUUAAUGGUUUCUCUGAUUCCACUGGCUUCAAAUUAAACCCGGCAAAAUGA
Lathyrus sativus (Indian pea) is the source of this 336-nucleotide messenger RNA. Lineage: Eukaryota; Viridiplantae; Streptophyta; Magnoliopsida; Fabales; Fabaceae. The record is from the annotation of a GenBank genome assembly.